Messenger RNA from Numida meleagris (helmeted guineafowl), 2393 nucleotides. RefSeq names its product septin-12-like. Gene Ontology annotation, biological process: cytoskeleton-dependent cytokinesis. Gene Ontology annotation, cellular component: microtubule cytoskeleton; cell division site; septin complex. The record is from RefSeq and is a predicted model, not a curated record. The coding region runs from base 112 to 2223 and encodes 703 amino acids. Lineage: Eukaryota; Metazoa; Chordata; Aves; Galliformes; Numididae. Gene Ontology annotation, molecular function: molecular adaptor activity; GTPase activity; GTP binding. The transcript has 12 exons.
CCGCACAGCCCGGGGCAGCCGCCGCCGUCCCGGCCCGGUCCGCUGCUCCGCUCCGGUUCCGCUCCUCUCUGCGGUUCCCAUGCGGGGCGGCCCCGCGCCCCCCCCCCGCCCAUGGCCCGGCUCUCGGUGAAGGAGCACCUGGACGGGAUCCUCAGCGACUUCGAAGCCCUCAAGAAGUCCUUUGAUGCGGAGGAUGCAGGCGACGCUCCCGGCUCCCCCGUUGCGUCCCCGCUGCCCGUGGGCGCCGCCGAGAGCCACCGGGCGCUGCAGCCCGGCCCCGCACCGCACAGCCCUUUGCUGCGGGGUCAGCACCGCGCCGGCCGGGCUCCUGGCGGCAUCGCCUCCUUCCAGAGCCACACGGGGCCGGGCAGCGACGGCGAGAGCCUGCGCAGCUCCAGCUCCAGCCUGGAAAGCCCCGCAGCCCCCCAGCCUCUCGCAGCACCCCCGUGCUUGAAGAAAGUGCCGUCGCACGGCUGCGUCUUCCCAGCGGAUGCGGAGUGUUCCCUCCACGUGGCCGCCGGGCACAGCUCGCUGCCGGCGCUGGACCUGCACAUCGCCGAGGAGCCGGGCAUCCCCCCGCCAGCCCCGCGCCCCACACAGCCGUGGGGUGCCCGCAGCCCCGCUGCUCUGCCCCACGCCCAUCUGCUUUCCUCCUCCUCCUCCUGCUCCUCAGGCGGUGAGAUGGCCCCGGGGCUGCCCCGUGUGCAGCUCAGGGUCAGCCUCAGCGCCAGCCCCCGCCUGGCCCGCCCGACUGCCCUGGCUGCCACUGCGGCUGCCAGCCCCGGCGAGGGGCUGCUCCCCCCGGCCGCCCCCUUCAAGCUGGUGUCACAGCCGCAGACGGUGCAAGUGAGCUCCCAGCCCGCCUUCCUCGGGGGGAUGGUGCUGGGGCCCGGCACCCCGGUGGCACUGAGGGACGUCAUUGGCACCGGCCCCGCCAUGGGGACCUGCUCGGUGAUGCCGCGGGGGCUCGGUCAGGCUGCAGAUGGAUGCUGUGCCGUGGUGACGCCGGAGCACGGAAGCGCUGAGCUUCGCUCCACGGCCGCCCCGUUUCACUUCCACCCAGCGCCCCGGGGUGAGGAGGAGGAGGAGGAGGAGCAGAGGAGGGGCCGUGGGCUGCAGCCUCCUCCUGCCUGCACCCCAGGAGUUAUUCGGUUGGUGAUCAGUGACCGGUUCGUGGUGCAGCGAGGGAGCAGCCUGGAGCCCCAGGAGCACAGCAUGGAGGAGGCGGCCGUGCCCCAGGAGCUGCCCCCAAACCGUGGGGCGCACGAGCUGUUUGGGUACGUGGGGAUUGAGGCCGUGCUCGAGCAGAUGAAGGUGAAGACCAUGAAGACGGGCUUUGAGUUCAACAUCAUGGUUGUUGGGCAGAGCGGGCUGGGGAAGUCCACCAUGGUGAACACCCUCUUCAAGUCCAAGGUGAGCCGCAAAGCCUCGCAGCCCGGCCAGGAGGAACGCAUCCCCAAGACGGUGCAGCUGCAGUCGGUCACCCAUGUCAUCGAGGAGAAGGGUGUGAAGAUGAAGCUGACGGUGACAGACACGCCGGGAUUUGGGGACCAGAUCAACAACGAGAACUGCUGGGACCCCAUCAUCAAGUACAUCAACGAGCAGUACGAGCGGUACCUGCGCGAGGAGGUCCUCAUCACCCGCAAGAGGAAGAUCCCGGACAGCCGGGUGCACAGCUGCGUGUACUUCAUCCCCCCCACGGGGCACUGGCUGCGUCCCCUGGACCUGGAGUUCAUGCGGAGGCUGAGCAAGAUCGUCAAUGUGGUGCCGGUGAUCGCCAAGGCUGACACGCUCACCCUGGAGGAGCGGGAGGAGUUCAAGCACCGGAUCCAGCAGGACCUGAAGGCCCACGCCAUCAGCGUGUACCCACAGGAGGAUUUUGACGAGGACCCGGAUGACCGGCUGCUCAACGAUAGGAUCCGGGAGAAGAUCCCAUUCGCCGUGGUGGGGGCGGACCAGGAGCACCAGGUGAACGGCAAACGGGUGCUGGGCCGCAAGACCAAGUGGGGCAUCAUCGAAGUGGAGAACCCGGCGCACUGCGAGUUCCCCAUGCUGCGGGACCUGCUCAUCCGGUCCCACCUGCAGGACCUCAAGGACAUCACCCACAACGUGCAUUACGAGAGCUACCGCGUGCGGCGGCUGAACGAGAGCAACCGCCCAGCGCUGAGCUCCAACAACGGGCUGCCGGGCAGGGACGAGGACGGGGACGAGAGCAACCUCUGAGCCCUGGGGCCCCGACCCCAUGGCAGCGCCCGGCCCCUGCCCCGCAGUGACUGUGCCACCUCAGCUCGCAGCCCCCCCAGCCCACGAGGACGAACGGAGUGGGCUCCCUGGGCAUCCCCGAGCUCUGCUGGGACGCCCGGAGCCCGCUCAACAUUAAAGGUGAAAACGGA